AUGAGUGUCGAGUUCCGAUCGGUGUCUACGACAUCCAACUUUCUGCUCAAUCUGCUGCUGACCAGCAUUACCAGAGUGGCGCUGGCUCCACUCAAUCAUUCGUUCAACAAACAACUGUUGGCACUGGACCAUCUUUACUUCCAAUGUCUUCUGUUGAAAAAACGGUUGGAGCUGAUCGAAGGGAUGGCCCCGUUCAUGAAUUUGGCUUUUAAUGCUGCUGAAGGAUGUGCCGAACAGCAAGCCUUGGCCUUACUGCAGCAAAUGCAACAAGAGUCUCAUCGCAUCGAAGAGGGGUUUGAAGGUGCUUUGGGCUUUGGGCUUUCAGGAGGUCAAACCGGAGCCGGGUUUAAAUCCCGCAACCACAUUUUUACGUUUACCGCGGGGGUGUUGCCGGCCAACAUCAGCGUGGAUCCUGCCACCCAGUUGUGGAAAUUAUUUCAACAAGGAGCGCCCCUUUGUCUCAUCUUUAACACCAUCUAUCCUAAGCACCAGAUCCAGGUGAUCGGGCUGGAUGAUUUGCGUAUUUGCAAAAAGCUGGUGUACGAUUUCUUGAUUGCAGUCAAGACUCAUCUUCAAUUUGAUGAUGACUUAAUGUUCACGAUUUCUAACGUGUUCAGUGAUGAUACCCAAGACUUGUGCAGAAUUAUAAAAGUGGUUAACAAGUUAUUACUGCUUCUGGAGGUUGACGCGGUGGCACAAAUGAUCGGCGAUAUCCAAAUUAACGACGACCGUUCCAAAGUGUUCCGUGAGAUUAUCGAGACCGAACGCAAAUACGUGCAAGACCUUGAGACUUUGCAAGCAUACCGAACCGACCUAGUCAACGCUCAACUUUUCUCACUGGAGCAAAUUCAUACCCUUUUCCCAAACCUCAACGAGAUCAUUGACUUUCAACGGCGGUUUUUAAUGGGUCUUGAAUGUAACAUCAAUGUCCCUGACAAAUACCAACGCAUUGGUCUGGUGUUUAUUCAUGCAGCUCUGGGUCCAUUCAAGCUGUACGAACCGUGGACUAUUGGCCAAUUGGCUGCUAUUGAAUUGAUUAAUAAAGAGGCGGGUAACUUGAGAAAGCUGCUGCAAUUAUUGGACCCCGGGUUUGAGUUGCAGCUGUUCUUACUCAAGCCAAUUCAACGGUUGUGCAAGUAUCCUUUACUUUUGAAAGAGCUCAUCAAGGCUGGACCCGACGAACCGCUUUCAAAUGAGCUUAAAUUGGCAUUAACGGCGAUGAAAGAGCUUGCUAAUGAUGUCAAUGAAGCUCAAAGACGCGCGGAGAACGUCGAAUACCUCCAAAAGCUUGUCGCUCGUGUUCAAGAUUGGAAAGGUUUCAACUUAAAGGAUCAAGGCGAACUUCUCUACCAUGGGGUUGUUGGUGUGAGGGAUGUUGAAAAUGAAAAGGAGUACGUUGCCUAUUUAUUCGAAAAAAUCAUUUUCUUCUUUACUGAGGUCGAUGCUCGACCCGAUAAAGAAAAGAAGAAGAACUUGUUGGGUAACCGAAAGAAGAGCACGUCGCUGCUGUCACUGGUGAACUUGUUGGAAACGACGAGCGACAAAACUCCGCUUGUGCUUAAGGGCAGAGUUUACAUUUCUGAAGUUUACAACAUUUCUCUGUCAAACACUCCAACUGGGUACACGUUAGUGAUCUCGUGGCUGGGUAAGAAGGAGCUGGGCAGCUUCACGUUGAGAUACCGUACAGAAGAGUUCCGGAAUCAAUGGGAACUGUGUUUGAGAAACUUGAAGACCUCAGAGAUGAACUAUCACAUUCAACGUCGUUUACGCGACCUGCAAGGCUCACAAGUGACUAAUGAUCUGUUGUACGAUGUGGCUGCGGCGUAUUGCACAACUCCUCUGACAGACCUGAUACUGUUACGUCUGUCGAACGGGCUGCUGUAUUUCAACAACCGUCACCAGCUGCUGCUGCUGACGUUUCUGAUGAUGAGACAGACCCGCACUCUGAGACUGCUGGCUAAUGGCACCAUCACACUGACACAACCGGAGGGAAUCAGAAUCAAGUUAAUCUACAACAAAAUCGAGAUUUCCGAGCCCCUCGUGGUUCUGCCUGACAUUCAAUUUAACGAGUUAUACCUGAAGAUUUCGGGAAUGAUCGUUAAUCUGGAUCAAAUCAACGACGACAUUUUGGUGAACAAGCUCAAGUACAAGGAUGAAGACGGUGACUUUGUGGUGAUGGAUCUGAAUGAUGACUGGAACUUGGCGGUGGACAUGUUGGAGGAAAUGGGUGAGGCUACGGUAGGAGGGGGCGAUGACUUUUAUUACGAUCUUUCGAUUUUCAUAGCGACACCCGAUCAUACCAAAGUAAGUGGGGUCGUGAUUGCUAAUGACCGCCACCAACGAAGUGAGGCUUUCCAAAAUGUAAGUGUUCGCUCAAUUGACCGUGUUGUGGCUAGAACGACGUGUACUAACAGCAGACCAUUAUCCCCUAAGCGGGGACAGCAGCUCGGAACCGCCGCUGCUACGUGGACCAAAAUCAAGCUGGUCACCAACGGUGUUACCGACGAGGCUGAUGGCAACGAAGACAGCGUCCAAUUGCCUUUGAUUGAUUAUGAUCCCAGCGGUGAGAUCUUUAUCGUUCACCCCCAAGUGAAUGUGGUUGAGGUGUGGGAUUGGGACCUGACUCUGGACGACCUCUGUCUUGCCACUAGGUCAAAGAUUGGCGGUAAAGCCAAAGGUACCAUCGAGUGUAUGCGGGUGAUGUCUAAUCUGAACCUCGCAAUUGCUCGUGACAACUACCUCGAGCUCCACACCGUUUACAUUGACCUGGACACCACCGACGUGGUGGCGACCAUCGAUGUGGGGGCUCAUAUUGUUCAUAUCCGCCGUGGUAGUGGCUGGAUCGUUGCAGGCGACGAGUAUGGCCAACUCCACAUAUUUGACGACUCAUUGAACCCCCAAGAUACCAAAUACUACACAUCAUUAGAUAAGCUGGGGACGCCUAUCUUUGACGUUCAGGGCGACUGGUUGGUCUAUUCGCCAGUGAGAGCGGAGCAUCUACGAUUGAAAGGCGAGGCUCGCCUGGGGUACAUGUCACGAAAUUUAACUCCUGUGAAGAUGCCUCCGCGAGGUCCGCUACUUGCUCGAGUGCUACUGCUGUUUUCCAAACUGGCUUUGGACGGCUUAAUUGCUCUUCUGCGGGCGCUGCUGAAGCGAAUAAAGCAUUUGGUCAACGAAGGCGCUGACUAUCGAGCCCUGCUGAUUUCAAAGCUGAUCGGUAACCUAUUGUACAGCACGGCUCUGCAAACGGCUCUGUCAAUUCAAAAGACUGCCGAUGCUCGCAAGCCUCAGGAUAACCAAUUAAUCAAAGUGAUUCAUUUAGGCACCAAUGCCACUAAAGCAGCAUUCCGCCCCCCUGGUGGGAUACUGGCGGUACUGCUUCUGCCAUACGACCUUCAGUUGAUUCAAGUUUCCCACCGUGGCGACACUUAUUACAUGUGGGACUUAUACCGCCUUCCAUUAGAAAUAUCUCUCGUGGGCAAGUUUACUAGAGGAAAAACCAAAGCAGUUGUCCACGACCUCACUUGGUACAUGACUCAAACUGAGCUGGGUGGUGUCAAUUGUGGAUUUGGACUGGUGCUGGAAGGGCUGGGAACCGUCCACUGGUUCAAUAUCAACUAUUUCUGGGGUCAAACCAAUAACCUCCCCGUUCGCUCAAAUAAACUGGGCCAGCCCCAAUUUGUCGAUGCUUGGCUUUUCCCUCUGGAGGAAGCUCAACGCAUUAUCACCUUACCCAAACAGCAUAAACUUGGAAUUUUGACCAAACUGGGGGCACUUAAAAUCGUGACUUCAAUCGAUGGCAGUCACUCCUACCAGUACGACAUCCCUCUAACUUUACCAGAGAAUUGGCAAGAUUACGACCGCGUGGUAUUUGACCAAUCUCCAGAGACUGUCGACACUACUGUCAAGUCGAAGGUGACCUCGAGUGACGCCAUCGCCCAAGCAGAAAUUAAUACGUGCUUUGCCUUUUUGAACCUUGUUAAUAACGACAACGUUGCUUUUGCCACAUUCGACGAGGCGGCUCCCAUUUGGGGAUCAACAGAGGUGACGAUCGUCAAACCUUUUGGGUUGAGUCCAACAAAGCCAGCUGCGCUGGAAAGUGAUGAGGUCGAUGUUCUUGGCGAUGUUGUUAUCGACCCUGAUCUGGUUGAGUGCUUAGCUCCUAUUCAAUGA
Diutina rugosa is the source of this 4173-nucleotide messenger RNA. It is a transcript of the gene CDC24, whose product is annotated as Rho family guanine nucleotide exchange factor. Gene Ontology annotation, molecular function: guanyl-nucleotide exchange factor activity; protein binding. The transcript is spliced from 2 exons. The record is from RefSeq and is a predicted model, not a curated record. The coding region runs from base 1 to 4173 and encodes 1390 amino acids. Gene Ontology annotation, biological process: septin ring organization; establishment of cell polarity. NCBI's taxonomy places the organism in Eukaryota, Fungi, Ascomycota, Pichiomycetes, Serinales, Debaryomycetaceae. Gene Ontology annotation, cellular component: division septum; cytoplasm; mating projection tip.